AUGGGCGCAAUUAAGGUCCCAGUCCCAGGGCCAGCACAUCUCAAGCGAUCGGCAGGACCCGACGAGUGGCUUGAGGCGGCAAAGAACUGCAAGUAUCUCUCAGAAUACCACAUGAAGCAGCUCUGCGAGAUCGUCAAGGAGUACAUGAUGGAAGAAUCAAACAUCCAGCCUGUGUCUACCCCGGUCACGAUCUGCGGCGAUAUCCAUGGGCAAUUCUACGAUUUACUCGAACUUUUCCGAGUUGCAGGAGGCAUGCCUAAUGAAUCGGCACCCGAAACACCUGUCACACCCGCAAACAUCAUUACUUCCGCAGACAUUGAACCACCUUCUACUAUUACAGACCCGAAACUGAAGAAGAAAUUGAAACUUGGAGGAAUAGAACAUCCUGGUACGCCAAGCGAGAAGAGCAGCGAGAUCAGCGAUGCUGAAGACGUCCCCUCAUCACAACACUCAGAGAUCGAAGACGAGCGAUCAGAGUCAGGGAAUGUCAUCUCACGCAAACAAAACGCAAAUUUCAUUUUCCUUGGAGACUAUGUCGAUCGUGGAUACUUCUCCCUCGAAACACUCACACUUCUACUAUGCCUCAAGGCAAAAUACCCCGACAAGAUUACGUUGGUCAGAGGAAAUCACGAGUCUCGCCAGAUCACCCAAGUGUACGGCUUCUAUGAAGAGUGUGUACAGAAAUACGGAAACACCUCAGUCUGGAAAGCCUGCUGUCAAGUCUUUGACUUUAUGACGCUAGGAGCCAUAGUAGAUGGCAAAGUCUUAUGUGUGCACGGCGGUCUCUCUCCAGAAAUUAGAACGCUCGAUCAGGUGCGAGUCGUUGCACGAGCACAAGAAAUCCCUCAUGAAGGCGCAUUCUGUGAUCUCGUAUGGUCAGACCCCGAAGACGUUGAAACCUGGGCAGUAUCGCCUCGAGGAGCCGGGUGGCUGUUUGGAGACCGAGUCAGUCAGGAAUUCUGCCAUGUCAACGGCCUCAACCUCAUUGCAAGAGCGCAUCAAUUAGUCAAUGAAGGCUACAAAUAUCAUUUCAAGAGUCAAGACGUGGUGACGGUAUGGAGUGCCCCGAAUUACUGCUACAGAUGUGGAAACCUGGCAUCGGUGUGCGACAUUGGCGAAGACAUGAAACCAUCAUUCAAGCUCUUUAGCGCCGUCAAGGAUGAGCUACGACAUGUUCCACCAUCAAGAGGUGGACGGAAUGAAUACUUCCUUUAG
Molecule: messenger RNA, 1215 nt
Organism: Cladophialophora psammophila CBS 110553
Lineage: Eukaryota; Fungi; Ascomycota; Eurotiomycetes; Chaetothyriales; Herpotrichiellaceae
Product: protein phosphatase
Exons: 2
Coding region: 1-1215 (404 amino acids)
Biological process (GO): G1/S transition of mitotic cell cycle; peptidyl-serine dephosphorylation
Cellular component (GO): cytoplasm
Molecular function (GO): protein serine/threonine phosphatase activity
Source: RefSeq, a predicted model, not a curated record